AUGGAACCACUGUCAUCUGCUACCUGGGCCAAUUCAGUAGCCUACUACAACGGUCGUGUUUACACCGUUAAUGAAAUGCAGGAAUGGACAGAAGGCUUCAUUGUCAACGAGACCGGGGUCUUCGAAGCCGUUGGCUCCAGCCAAGACAUACUUGCCAUUGCUGACAAGCGCAAGCUUGUUCGGUUUGACCUCCGGCAAAAGUUCAUCAUGCCAGGCAUUCACGACGCUCACGCGCACAUGUACUUUGCUGGUUUGGCUCAAAUGAGUGAAGCUACACUGGAGCUUGAACCAAACGACGCCAAGAUUGCGGAGAAGAUUCAAAAAGGCCACUGCAUGUGUUCUCACACCGGAGAGAGGCGCGAUUGGAUUCUCGGCAAUUCCUAUCUCCCAAUUCAUUUCCCCGACAACGUUCCGGAUCGUCGUUAUCUCGAUGAGAUUUUCCCUGAUCGACCGGUCCUGAUCCGCGAACUCUCAGUACAUAGCAUGUUGCUUAACACGACGGCCUUAGAACGGCUCAAUAUUAAUGACGGUACACCAGACCCCCCGGGCGGUCGCUAUGUACGUCGAGCUGAUGGAACUUUGAGUGGCGAACUUUAUGAGAGCGCCAUGGAAAAGGUCUGGAAUGCAGUUCCUUUCCCACCUAUGUCUCACUACAAACGAGCGCUGAGCCACGCUGUGUCCAUCUGCCACUCAUACGGCAUCACGUCUGCUCAAGAGGCCACUGCCAGCACCAUGGAACUGCAUGCCUUCAGAGAGCUUGAAGCUGAGAACCGUCUGGACUUUGAUAUCUACACACAUAUCGUCAGUGCCCCUGGUUCUGCUGUAGGAGAAUCUGAAGAUAGCCUUGCCGCUCAGAUCAGCAUCGCUGAAGGGUUUCGAACGAAGCAUAUCCAUCCGCACUUUGUCAAAUUUAUCCUGGAUGGUCUAUAUGACGCCAAGGGCUAUACUUGUAAGGUCCACGCUGCAGGUGAAGGAAGUGCUAGACUGGCUCUGGACAUCCUGGAACAAGUCCGAGCGCUGAAUCCGAAUGGUCCGAGACAUGAGGUAGCCCACUGCAAUUCUGUCCACGCAGACGAUGUGAAGCGAUUUGCGCCAUUGAGGGUGACCGCCGAGAUGUCUCCAGCAAUUUUCCAUAAUGAAGAUAUGAUCAAAGCGAAUCCCAAGUUCUUCAACUGGGACUUUGUUGGGAUGCACAAGACCGGAGCCCUGACUACCAUAGGUUCGGAUUGGGUGGUUGUGCCCACUCCCAACGUGCUACCUUCAGUAGCUUGUCUCGCUGAGCCCAUUGGUGCCGGGAUUAAAACAGAUGUAGAUGACGGCCUAACAGACUUGCAAAGGGGAAGCCGAGUGAUCAUCCGCAUGCUGACCCUUGGCGGCGCCGAAGCCGUUGACUCAAAGCGCUCAGCUGGUAGCAUUGAGGUUGGUAAGAAGGCCAACUUCAUUGCUCUGGAUAGUGACCUUAGCGAAGGCGAGUUUGCUAAUGCCACUUGCCUCCAGACAUGGUUUGAAGGACGACGCUGCAUCGCUGAGCUUAGGCUUUUCGUUCAAAGGACUGUUAGACUUGAUCUGAAUAAUGGGUCGGACAAAGACAAGGGUAUUAAUAUAUUUUAUUUUCCUUUUUCUAGUCCUAGAACCCUGUAA
This is a messenger RNA of Fusarium oxysporum Fo47, 1641 nucleotides long. RefSeq names its product amidohydrolase family-domain-containing protein. The record is from RefSeq and is a predicted model, not a curated record. NCBI's taxonomy places the organism in Eukaryota, Fungi, Ascomycota, Sordariomycetes, Hypocreales, Nectriaceae. The transcript has 6 exons. Gene Ontology annotation, molecular function: hydrolase activity, acting on carbon-nitrogen (but not peptide) bonds. The coding region runs from base 1 to 1641 and encodes 546 amino acids.